Danio aesculapii is the source of this 2120-nucleotide messenger RNA. It is a transcript of the gene btbd2b, whose product is annotated as BTB/POZ domain-containing protein 2. Gene Ontology annotation, cellular component: cytosol; P-body. NCBI's taxonomy places the organism in Eukaryota, Metazoa, Chordata, Actinopteri, Cypriniformes, Danionidae. Gene Ontology annotation, molecular function: protein binding. The record is from RefSeq and is a predicted model, not a curated record. The transcript is spliced from 9 exons. Gene Ontology annotation, biological process: neurogenesis. The coding region runs from base 27 to 1721 and encodes 564 amino acids.
UCAGCGGGUGCGCGCCUGGGUCCAAGAUGGCUACAGGAGACAAUAGCGGUCGGGUUCCGUGUUUAAAUUUCUCGGUGCCCGGACCUUUGGGUAACAGUCAACCGAGCAACAGCCCUUUCGCCUUAGCGGCGAGUCACGGAGGAUCGGUCGGGGGCGGUGGAGGCUCUCAGGGGGUAACGAGACGCUCAAAUCCUCAACCGGGGCCUCAGGCCCUGGAAAGCCCCGGUGUCGCGUCGGGACCUCCACCGAACUUGAUGAACGCUGUCCCGGCUGCCGCGGCAGUGGUGGGCCCGCUGGCUCCGGCCGCUUCAAACAUGACAGGGAGCCCGUCUAACGCAGCGAUGACACCGGCGGCCGCCACACACUCGGCCCUGUCCGCUCCACCAGCCGCUGCCGCCGUGCUUGUGUACAGGGAGCCUGUUUAUAACUGGCAGGCGACGAAAAGCACCGUGAAAGAGAGAUUUGCGUUUCUGUUCAAUAAUGAAGUACUGAGUGACGUUCACUUUCUAGUGGGUAAAGGAAUGGGAGUCCAGCGGAUACCUGCGCACAGGUUUGUUCUGGCGGUUGGCAGUGCAGUAUUUGAUGCCAUGUUCAAUGGAGGAAUGGCCACCACGUCCACAGAGAUCGAGCUCCCGGAUGUAGAACCUGCUGCAUUCCUUUCAUUGCUCAAAUUCCUGUACUCUGAUGAAGUUCAUAUCGGACCCGAGACGGUGAUGACGACUCUCUACACGGCUAAAAAAUACGCCGUUCCGGCUCUAGAGGCGCAUUGUGUGGAGUUUCUGAAGAAGAACCUACGAGCGGAUAACGCGUUCAUGCUGCUUACACAGGCGAGGCUGUUUGAUGAGCCGCAGUUGGCCAGUCUGUGUCUGGAGAACAUCGAUAAAAACACAGGAGACGCUCUGGCUGCAGAAGGAUUCACUGAUAUUGAUCUGGAUACGCUGGUGGCGGUGCUGGAGAGAGAUACUCUGGGUGUGCGAGAGGUUCAUCUGUUCGGAGCCGCAGUCCGCUGGGCAGAAGCUGAAGCUCACCGACAGCAGCUUCAGCCCACGCCGGAGAACAAGAGACGAGUGCUGGGAAAAGCCCUCAGUCUCAUCCGCUUCCCUCUCAUGACCAUUGAGGAGUUCGCUGCAGGUCCUGCUCAGUCAGCCAUUCUGACAGACAGGGAGGUUGUGAGUUUAUUCCUGCACUUCACGGUGAACCCUAAGCCGCGUGUGGAGUUUAUCGACCGCCCACGUUGCUGUCUGCGGGGCAAAGAAUGCAGCAUCACACGCUUCGGGCAGGUGGAGAGUCGCUGGGGCUACAGCGGGACCAGCGACCGCAUCCGGUUCUCUGUCAGCCGCAGGAUAUUUAUUGUGGGCUUUGGGCUUUAUGGAUCCAUACACGGACCUACAGACUAUCAGGUCAACAUACAGAUCAUUCACACUGACAGUAACACUGUUCUGGGUCAGAACGACACGGGUUUCAGCUGUGACGGGUCUGCAAACACAUUCAGAGUCAUGUUUAAGGAGCCAGUGGAGGUUCUGCCCAACGUCAACUACACCGCCUGUGCCACAUUAAAGGGUCCAGACUCGCACUACGGCACUAAAGGAAUGAGGAAAGUCACUCACGAGUCUUCAGGCUCCGGCACCAAAACCUGCUUCACUUUCUGCUACGCCGCCGGGAACAACAACGGCACGUCAGUGGAGGACGGACAGAUCCCAGAAGUCAUCUUUUACACGUAGUCUGAGCUCACGUCUGUCUCCAUUCGCACAUUUACUAUUGCACUCGACCGUAACGCUGUAGCAAUUCAGAGAAAAACAGACAGUAAAUAACCUCUCGCUAUUGGACACGGGUUUCUGCGCAGAAGUAGUGCUCUAAAACAAUAAUUCACAUUAAUUGCGUACAAAAUUAAAAGUUUGCAUUUAUAAGUGCUGGGCAAAGACUGGGUGCAUCCAAAAUAAAAGUUUGUUUUGACGGAAUUUAAGUGUAUUUAUAUAUAAAUACACACAUGCAUACUUAUAUUUGAGAAAAUGUUUAUUUCUGUUUAUUAAUUUGUGUGUGUGAUCGAAUUAUUAUAUAUAUAUUUAAAUAUCUAAAUAACAAAAUAGUUUUGUAUAGUUUUAUUUCUAUCACGUAUACAU